This is a messenger RNA of Cyphellophora attinorum, 900 nucleotides long. RefSeq lists its product as uncharacterized. The coding region runs from base 1 to 900 and encodes 299 amino acids. The record is from RefSeq and is a predicted model, not a curated record. The transcript has a single exon. NCBI's taxonomy places the organism in Eukaryota, Fungi, Ascomycota, Eurotiomycetes, Chaetothyriales, Cyphellophoraceae.
AUGCCGAUCGUCGAAGCUGAACCCAAGCCUGACGCCCGAUUAAAGGGCGCCAGGUCUCUGUUCCAUAUCUGCCUCGAUCGCACCGCAGACAUGCUCGACAAGCCAGACUCUCUGGAUAUAUUCUCUACGUUAGACUGGAAGCUUCAGCAAGACCUGUUGACACACUUCUCGAACGAUCGACGCAAGAGGCAAGACAUUGAGCGACAGCAGUCGGUUGCCAAAGGCUCGGUGCCACCAAUCGACUGGGAAAAGCAGAUCGAGUUUGACCCCAACAAGAACUUCAUUCAUACUCACAAGGAGGACUUCGUCACCCAGGAUGGGCGGGACUUCCUAGACUGGGUCCACGAUGACGAUGCUGCGAGCACAUCUUUGCUGGUGAGGUACUGGUCUGACUUCCUCAGGUCGGUCAACUUGCUCAAGAGCACAGGGGUGCGAACGAAGGACUCGAUCUAUCACGAAAACGAAGUCUUGCUCACCGAGAACUCUCACGACUCUGUUAUUCGUUAUAGCGUAUGCCAUGAGUAUUUUGAGGACGGUUGUACACACGACGAGCCCGAGCAUCUUAUACUGCAUCAGCUCAUCUCCGGUCAACUUCUCUUGAAGCGUAUGAAGACUCUCAAGAAUGCUCCUGGCUGCGAAUAUAACGAAGACUCGUAUGAGCAUCCUGAUCGAAUCUCAUUGGCACAUGGUGCUCUAUUUGUGGGAGUCGACGAACACGAUGUUUGGUGCAAAUUCUGGGGCGAUGUGGAUUCAGUCAAAAGUGCAGAAGUUUAUCUCAACGCUUUAUUGAGUCGAAUAGAAGAAGAAGGGCCAUAUGAUGAAGUGGAACGGAGAGCAGCGUUUGCGAGGCGGUAUGAGGAGGUCUUGCCGACUAGAUUUCUGGAGCAGGGAGGGCGCUGA